Mus caroli (Ryukyu mouse) is the source of this 1310-nucleotide messenger RNA. It is a transcript of the gene Dema1, whose product is annotated as DPM1 ER membrane anchor 1. The record is from RefSeq and is a predicted model, not a curated record. Lineage: Eukaryota; Metazoa; Chordata; Mammalia; Rodentia; Muridae.
GUAACAACACAGAGUGGCCCGAGUGCCCUGACCAGCCUCACCUUGGACUCUUUCGAGUUGGCAGAAGCUACCCUGUGUUUUGUUUUGAAGCAGGGUUUUGAUAAGUGAUAUUUUAAGCAUAAUCCUCCUGCCUGAGCCUACAUCACCCCAGUAGCAGGCCUGUGCCACCACGCCCGGUAUUGUUACAUCUUUUCUUAAACUGCUUUCAUCUAGGAAAAUGCAGCUCUGCCCUUUCUGCCAUGGGUUUACACCCUACCUACCUGGCUAGGUCAGGCCUGCCUUUAUCUUCUGACUUAUCUUGUUCUACUCCUGCUUCCUUGAGCUGUGGACUUCACAGCACCUGGUUGUGACUCUAGGAAGCCAGCACGGUGACAUGGAAUAAAGAGCAUAGGCCACUCCUCCUGGAGAGAAGUCCUUAGAUACCCUGAUCCAGGUGAUCAAGAAAACAUAAAGAACAAGAAAUCUGCAUUCAAACUAGGCUGAACAAAAAUGUUUGCGCAAAGUGAGACUGGGAAAAUAGAGGAGAUUUUCACAACCAACACCAUGGCCUUCGAGACCACAGCGAUCACGUUCUUCUUCAUCCUGCUCAUCUGCUUCAUUUGUAUCCUCCUCUUACUGGCAAUUUUUCUAUAUAAAUGUUACAGAGGUCACAACCAUGAAGAGCCACUGAAGGCCCUCUGUACAGGCGAAGGCUGUGUAGGGGCUAAUGCAGAGAUGGACAAACCCGAAGAUCAAGACAAGGUCCUACUGCACUUUUUAAACAUGGGCUUGCCAAUGAAGCCUAGCAUUCUUGUGCAAAAGCAGAGUAAGGAAGAGAUGGCCACAUCCUUAGGAGACAACAUCAAGACAGAAGACUACCAAAAGAAACAGACAUAUGAGCCUGUGAAUGCUAGAGAAACCAACCAUGAGGGUGAGCUUGCUGAGAAAAUACCCAUACAUGUCCACAGAUCUUCAGAUACAGGAAGCCAAAAAAGACCUUUAAAAGGAGUGACGUUUUCUAAGGAGGUGAUCGUUGUGGACCUUGGAAACGAAUACCCUACACCUCGAAGCUAUGCUCGAGAACAUAAGGAGAGGAAAUGAAGUCUAGAAAAAACUGUGUGGAAAGUGUAACCUUUGACCAGCUUGGAUCAACUGAGGGUCGUGUCAAGGCAGCAGGAGGAUGGGAAGUGAGCAAAUAUAGACGGGAUUCUACCUUCGUGGAAGAAGAGAACUGUGCAAAAUUCUGUACGUAAAAUACUGAGCUCGAAUAUAGUUUUUAACAAACAAAUCUGAGUUUGGUAAGUUGACUAUAAUAAAUAUCCUUAAAUGUC